Penicillium waksmanii is the source of this 1686-nucleotide messenger RNA. Its product is annotated as NYN domain-containing protein. Bases 1 to 1686 code for a protein of 561 amino acids. Gene Ontology annotation, biological process: protein import into nucleus. The record is from RefSeq and is a predicted model, not a curated record. Lineage: Eukaryota; Fungi; Ascomycota; Eurotiomycetes; Eurotiales; Aspergillaceae. Gene Ontology annotation, molecular function: guanyl-nucleotide exchange factor activity; small GTPase binding. The transcript is spliced from 2 exons. Gene Ontology annotation, cellular component: nucleus.
AUGCCCGUUACAGAUCCCACAGAGCCGGCCUCGAAUUGGGACUUCACCCCGGUUUUCGACCUUCUCCGCUCUUCCACUCAUAAUGGAAGCUCUGAUACCCAUGGGCACAAUCACUCUGGCGCCUUACCGUCACCCUCAGAGAGUUUCCAACAGUCCGAUGUUCAGACUUUCUCACAGAGCCCAACAGGUCUAUCCAGGCCCCAACCUGACCCCCACGGACUUGGAGACUUUGGGUCGCUAUGGGACAUCAUCAACCGGGGCUCAAACUCUUUCCGAACUCUAGAGUCGGGGGAGUCGACAAUCCCCGUUCCUACUGGUCAUCAACCACAUGUUCAGCUUCGUCCGCCCAUAACAAUUCUCAAACGUGGCCAUACCGAUUCCAAUAAAUCACACACUUCCUCUGCCCCCAUACCUGUUCCAGGCACCUCGAAAUGCAACCUUACUCCAAGGGCUGCCACCGGAGCUUCUUUAUCCUCGUCUCGCGAUCCCGCCUCCAAAGGUUCAAAGCAUUCUUCGAAUACGAUUACAAGUUACGAUACCGCGCCACAAGCUACCACAGAGACCUCUCCGGAAGAGGUGAACGGCAUACAGAAUGCGCCUAGGACCCCCAAGGCCAGAGGGUCCAAUGUGUCUGGGGGUAGCAAACUCAAAGAGACACUCGAAACAAUUUCUUCCGAAGGCAGCGCCGAAGUUGAUUCCGAUUCGCACCCAACUGUCUUUGACCGACCCUUUUCCCGGAGACCCAAUCACCUAGCGUUUACACCAGGCCAACUAGGCACGCCCGACGCCCGACAUGGUCGCUAUGAGACACCUCCAUCAUCUUUUGAUGAGAAAGAGUCAACGUUGAAGUCAGAAAAUGUGAAAAACUUUAUUACAACUUCCGCGGGCAUACGUGUGCUACCUGUUGACUAUAAAUCCGCGACAGAACGCAGAAUCGGGUUAAUGACCAAGCUCCUCAAGGACUUCCCUGGAUACGCCCAGCUCGUAUCACGAGUAGGACACUCUCCGAAGCCAUCUCAAGAAAGUGUCCAGUCACGUCCGAUCCAUGUCUUCGUCGAUAUGUCGAAUAUCAUGGUAGGAUUCCACGAUUCGGUGAAAGUUUCGCGGAAUAUUCCGAUAACAACCCGCAUUCGCCGCCUCCAUAUGUCUUUCGCCAACUUCUCUUUGAUCAUGGAGCGAGGCCGUCCCGCCUCGAAGAGGGUUCUUGUUGGGUCAGACCAGCUUCCUUCAAUCGACGAAGCUAAAACCCUUGGAUACGAAGCCAAUAUCCUAGAGCGUGUACACAAAGCCAAGCACGCCAUACCUCGCCACUCCAAGUUCCGAAAGGCUCCCGGAAACACAACUCAGCAUGGAAAUGGCGGACCUGAAACGGUCAACGCCUCCAAUGAGCGAUGGGUCGAGCAGGGCGUGGACGAAAUUCUGCACCUGAAAAUCCUCGAGAGCCUGGUGGACACGGAUGAACCGGCGACUAUCGUCUUGGCCACUGGAGAUGCGGCAGUGGCAGAGUAUUCUGAGGGUUUCAUGCGCAUGGUUGAACGUGCGUUGCAGCGCGGCUGGACUGUGGAGCUGGUGAGCUUUUCGCAGGUCACUAGCUAUUCGUAUCGGAAGAAAGAAUUCCGAGAUAAGUGGAGGGAUAGUUUUCAGUUGGUUGAACUCGAUUCAUAUGUGGAGGAACUGUUCGAGUAG